Molecule: messenger RNA, 507 nt
Organism: Caenorhabditis briggsae
Lineage: Eukaryota; Metazoa; Nematoda; Chromadorea; Rhabditida; Rhabditidae
Exons: 3
Coding region: 1-507 (168 amino acids)
Source: RefSeq, a predicted model, not a curated record
AUGCCACUCUUUGACCUGAAAACCGGAAAAUGUAUCGGAAUGCCCAACAAUCGUGGAUCGAUGGUCUUCGAUUUUAACAAGAAGAGUGGACGAGUCACAAUUCAUGAUACUUCGGAUUUCUAUGGAUGGACCAGAAAAGAAAAAACCGAGUUUCUGAAAACGGUUAUUCAAUGGAAUGAGAAAACCAAAAAAUCGGAAGUCACCUACGAGAAAGUUCCGGAAAUUUUCGAUAAGUAUGAAUUCACUGAUAAGGAAAUGAAGGAAAUGAGAGCUGAGAAAAAUCCGGCGCUGCAGAAGUUUCUGGAUGAGGAACUUCCGAAACGGAUUCUGGAGAUGUUAAAGGAUGAUGAGCUUCUCCAGGCGGAGAGAAAGAAGGCCAAUUCUGAUGAGAAAUCGAAAUGGCGUGGAUACGAUAAGUAUGACGAUCAACUCCUCGGAAAUGAAAUCUUCCUCUUCUUCCAACAAUUAUCGGGACCCCGCAAUCCAUUCGUCCACCAAGAGAUAUGA